AUAAUUUUCAGACGUUAUAAUAGAAAAUACAGAUCAAAAUGCCGAGGUUCAAGACUAUAUUGGUUACGGGUGGAGCCGGCUACAUCGGUAGCCACUGCGUGGUAGAUCUCCUGGAGGCGGGAUACGAGGUUGUGGCUAUAGAUAAUUUUGCAAACGCUGUGGGAGACGAAGAAGGAUCACCAGCUCUGCAACGAGCUGAACAGAUAACGGGAAAGAAAGUUACGUUUUAUGAGGCCGAUUUAUUGAAUAAACCUCAAAUCAAUGAUAUAUUUGACAAGCACGAAGUAGACUGUGUCAUUCACUUCGCAGCUUUAAAAGCAGUGGGCGAGUCUAUGCAACAGCCUCUAUUAUAUUACCAAAACAAUUUACUUGGAAUGCUCAAUUUAUUGGAGGUUAUGCGGUCACAUAACUGCUAUCAAAUGGUAUUUUCGUCAUCGUGCACGGUUUAUGGAGAGCCAGAACAUCUUCCUAUCACUGAAACGCAUCCCACUGGCAGCAUUACCAACGUAUACGGAAGAACUAAGUACUUUAUCGAGGAAAUGCUUAAGGAUUUAAGUGCUGCGGAUGAGAAGUGGAAUAUAAUAUCUCUCCGGUACUUCAACCCAGUCGGCGCGCAUCCCUCUGGCCUCAUCGGAGAAGAUCCUACCAAAGAGUUCACUAACCUCAUGCCCUUUAUGGCACAAGUGGCGCUCGGCAGGAAACCUGUGCUCACGAUAUUUGGAAACGACUACAACACACCAGAUGGGACCGGUAUUCGUGACUACAUCCACGUCAUGGAUCUUGCAAACGGUCAUGUAGCCGCACUGAAAUUGCUUAGUGAGAAUCACGUAAAGCUAAAGGUGUACAAUCUAGGUACUGGCAAAGGUGUAUCGGUAAAGGAGUUAGUUGAAGUAUUUGAACGUGUCACAAGCACCAAGAUACCGAUCAAGUACGUGGCGAGGAGAUUAGGCGAUAUUACUGCUAUGUGGGCGGAUGCCACGCUUGCCAAAGAACAACUGGGCUGGUCCACGAAACGCUCAGUCGAGGAGAUGUGUACCGAUUUUUGGAGAUGGCAAACCAUGAACCCCGACGGAUAUCCCAAGAAAAAUAAAACUACCGUCAUUGUUAUCAACGGAAAGAGUUAACAUGGCCAAUAGCGAAACAUAUCCUAUUUCUUACAUAUAGCUAUGUAUUAAUAAAUAAGUAUUUUAUUUAAAA
Messenger RNA from Melitaea cinxia (Glanville fritillary), 1197 nucleotides. RefSeq names its product UDP-glucose 4-epimerase-like. Gene Ontology annotation, cellular component: cytosol. The record is from RefSeq and is a predicted model, not a curated record. The coding region runs from base 39 to 1124 and encodes 361 amino acids. Gene Ontology annotation, molecular function: UDP-glucose 4-epimerase activity. Lineage: Eukaryota; Metazoa; Arthropoda; Insecta; Lepidoptera; Nymphalidae. Gene Ontology annotation, biological process: beta-D-galactose catabolic process via UDP-galactose, Leloir pathway. The transcript is spliced from 7 exons.